Messenger RNA from Prunus armeniaca (apricot), 1827 nucleotides. The record is from the annotation of a GenBank genome assembly. Lineage: Eukaryota; Viridiplantae; Streptophyta; Magnoliopsida; Rosales; Rosaceae.
AUGUGUUUGCCAUUGGCUACAGCCUCUGACAGUCUUCUCUCUCCCAAGGGUGUCAACUAUGAAGUGGCUGCAUUGAUGUCAGUGAAGAGAGAGAUGAAGGAUGAGCUGCGAGUGAUGGAGGGAUGGGACAUAAACUCCGUUGAUCCAUGCACUUGGAACAUGGUCGGUUGCUCCGUUGAGGGCUUUGUAAUCUCCCUUGAAAUGGCCAGCACGGGUUUAUCGGGAAUGCUUUCGCCGAGUAUCGGGAACUUGAGUCACCUUCGUACACUGUUGUUACAAAACAAUCAGUUAUCUGGUCCUAUCCCGAUGGAGAUUGGGAAACUCUCAGAGCUUCAAACUCUUGACCUUUCGGGUAACCAGUUUUCUGGAAACAUUCCAAGUUCUUUGGGGUUUCUGACUCACCUAAGUUACUUGAGGCUUAGUAGAAAUAAAUUGGGCGGUCAAAUUCCUAGACUUGUUGCCGAUCUCACAGGUCUUUCAUUCUUAGAUUUGUCAUUUAAUAAUCUUAGUGGUCCUACUCCAAAAAUACAGGCAAAAGGGUACAGCGUUACAGGGAACAGCUUUCUUUGUAAUCCUUCAUCAGCAGACUCAGCACAAAUCUGCUUUGGUGUCUUCAAACCAGUACAUGAGACAGGCUCAUCAAAGAAAGCCAGCGGUCACCACCGAUGGGUGCUUUCUGUUGCUAUAGGCAUUAGUUGCACAUUUGUCAUUUCUGUGAUGCUACUUGCUUUUUGGGUGCAUUGGUACAGAUCUCGUCUUCUCUUUACAUCUUAUGUGCAGCAAGAUUAUGAAUUUGAUAUUAGUCAUCUGAAGCGGUUCACCUAUCGGGAAUUGCAAAUUGCUACCAGCAAUUUUAGUUCCAAAAACAUCCUAGGACAAGGUGGAUAUGGAGUCGUUUAUAGAGGAUGUCUUCCAAAUAGGACAAUGGUGGCAGUUAAGAGGCUGAGAGAUCCGAAUUUCACUGGAGAAGUGCAGUUUCAAACUGAAGUUGAAAUGAUUGGCUUGGCUUUGCACAGAAACCUUUUACGUUUAUAUGGCUUUUGUAUGACUCCGAAUGAGAGGUUGCUUGUUUAUCCUUUUAUGCCAAAUGGGAGUGUUGCUGACCGUUUGAGAGAGACCGGUCGAGAAAAACCGUCAUUGGAUUGGAAUAGAAGACUCUGUAUAGCCCUUGGGGCUGCCCGAGGACUAGUAUACUUGCAUGAACAGUGUAAUCCAAAAAUUAUUCACAGGGAUGUCAAAGCGGCAAACAUUUUACUUGACGAAAGUUAUGAAGCUAUAGUUGGGGACUUUGGUCUUGCUAAGCUGUUAGAUCGGAGGGAAUCACAUGUCACUACUGCAGUGCGGGGCACUGUGGGACACAUAGCACCAGAGUAUCUUUCGACCGGACAGUCUUCUGAAAAAACUGAUGUUUUUGGAUUUGGAAUACUGCUUCUGGAACUCAUAACCGGGCAAAAGGCAUUAGAUGCUGGAAAUGGUCAAGUUCAGAAGGGAAUGAUUCUUGAUUGGGUUAGAACCCUACAUGAGGAGAAGAGGUUGGAGGUGCUAGUAGACAGAGAUCUUAAAGGAUGUUUCGAUGCAAUAGAGCUGGAACAAUGUGUCGAGUUGGCUCUACAAUGUACUCAGUCAAGUCCCAUCCUCCGGCCAAAGAUGUCAGAGGUCUUGAAGAUUUUGGAAGGCUUAGUUGGGCAAUCAGGACAUACAGAGGCAUCACAAGGAGGAAACAACAUUUUUGACGCCAGGGCUUGUGAUUUCUCCAGGAAUUGCAGUGAUGUGCAUCAAGAGUCUUCUUUCAUCAUUGAAGCUAUGGAGCUUUCGGGACCUCGGUGA